CACGGCAAGAGAGGGAUCCCGUCCGCGUCCAUCCACCGCCCGUGGGAAGGAAGGGAAGGGGAAGGGAAGGGAAGGGAAGAGCAGCGAGCAACGCAGGCAUCGGCUCGGGCCGCAGCCGCACCGCCCCCCUCCUCCCCCGAUCCGAUCGUCGAUCGCCUCCCGCUGCAUCGCCCCGCCGCGCGGUAAUAUUUGGUACCCGCGCCGCCGAUCGCGCCAUGCCGUACCACUGACCGAUCCCGUCCCCGCCCCCGCCGCCGGAGUCGCCGUUCCCGCAAUCCCCGCCUUUCGUCUAUCGCCCCUGAGAGUGCUACCGACCGAUCGGAUUAGGGUGUGGACGAUGGCGACCAGCGCCGACCCGCAUGCUGCCGUUGCGGGCGCGUGGACGCCCCCGUCGGAUAGCCCCCCGGCCGCGAAGAAGGCGGGGGACGCUGCCGCCGCCCCCUGGAAGCGCCCGGGUAGCGCGACGGUGCCGGUCGUGGUGCCUGUUGGAAACCCUAUCAUGGACGCGGACUCCUGGCCGGCGCUGCCAGGACUGGCGUCUCCCCCGCCGGCGGCUGCUACGGCGGCGGCGGCCAAGGCGUCGCCGAAGGCCGCUCCUCCCCCGUCCACUGGGGCGGUGAUCUCGCCGGUCUCUUUGGGCAAUUCCGGCGCUCUAGAUGCCAAUCCUGAUAAUGAGGCUCCCAUACGCAAUCCUGCGGCUCGGCGUGCCCUAGUGAUGCCUGCAGGGGAUGGGCUGGAGAAGAGUGCCCCUGCCCCAGAGCUGUCGCCGGUGUAUGUGCCUAAUGCCCGUAGCAAUGGUGGUGAUCAUCAUCAGAAUGGGCGUUUUGGUUCCCAUCCUCAUGGCCGAGGUGGCAGCUAUGGUGGGGGGAACAGGAGGGGUACCGGUGGAGGUGGAGGACGACGUGGGCAGGAACACCAUGGGGGUUUUGAUGGACCAAGACGCGGUGGUGGCCGCAGAGAUGGCCAUGGACAAACUCACCAGCAGCGUGGCCACCAACCCUACAUUAGGGCUCCUCCUCCUCCACCACCAUUUAUUAGCGCUACUCCUCAGGCACCGCAUUAUGGUGCACCUAUGGGCUUCCCUGUUGCAGAAAUAGCACCACAUGUUUACUAUUUUGCGGCACACCCCUCCGAAGGUCUUCAAGGCUUGCCUUUUGUGCCUCAUCCGGCAAGCCCUCACGCUAUUUCAAUUGACCCUAUUCAAAAGGAGCUUCUGGCGCAGAUAGAUUACUACUUUAGCGAUGACAAUUUGUGCAAGGACCCAUUCUUGCGACAGAAUAUGGAUGACCAGGGUUGGGUGCCAUUAUCACUUAUUGCUGGCUUUCGCAAGGUCCAAAAUCUGACAAAUAAUAUACAGUUUUUGAGGGGGACAAAUAAUAUACAGUUCAUAUUAGAAACAGUCCUGCUAUCUACAGUUGUGGAAGUACAGGGUGAUAAAAUAAGGAGGCGUGGAACAUGGGAGAAUUGGUUGUUUCCAAAAUCCAAUUAUUCUGCUGGAAGUUCUGGUCCUUCGUCCCCUAUGACAUCUAACAUUGAUUCACUAGCAUCGCAGUUUCUGUUUGUUGGACUUGAGGGGGCAACUUACCACACUAGUCUGCAAGGAAUGCCCAGUGAAGCUCUCCUGACAAGAUCAGUAACUUCAGGUAGUCUGGGCUAUCAUGUACCAACCUUGGGGGGACUACACACCAAUGGGAGUGGACCAAUUUUUGAGCAGAAGUCAGCAAGGAAUUUACUCAGGAGCGACACCUUUUGAGGUUAUACAUAAGAAAUAUGAAGAACAUUGGCAGGCCGAGUUUUCAUGGUGACGGCGUGGACCUUAUCUACUUGGAUGAGUAAAGACCCAAUUGGGUAAAGAAACCAAAAAAAAAAAGCAUAACUACAAAAAUAUAUAAAUGCACAAAAUGAAUAAAAACCAAAAAAAUCAGAAAAAAUAUAAAUGAAAAAAGACUGGUAGCUAGGGUUAUGUUGAAGCAUUCUGAAUUUUGUGUUUGUGCUCUUGUUAUUACCUGUUAGGUUUCUGUUCGGAUGCUGGUACUUUGUUGGCUCUUGUUGUGUGAACUGAGUUAUUACAAGCAUCAUGAAUAUCAUUCGGGAACUGUUGAAACUGGACAUAAUUAUAUAAGUAAAUGACAUUGUUACUAA
Molecule: messenger RNA, 2142 nt
Organism: Phragmites australis (common reed)
Lineage: Eukaryota; Viridiplantae; Streptophyta; Magnoliopsida; Poales; Poaceae
Product: la-related protein 1B-like
Exons: 6
Coding region: 338-1753 (471 amino acids)
Molecular function (GO): RNA binding
Source: RefSeq, a predicted model, not a curated record